AUGCUGCAGGCGGCAGGGUGGGACAGUAGUGAUGGUGACUCAGUUUGUGACACCGUUGACGUCACAGCAUUGACGGUCGUGCUGCAGGCGGCAGGGUGGGACAGUAGUGAUGGUGUCUCGGUAUGUGACACUGGUGACAUCACAGCAUUGACAGGCGUUCUGCAGGCAGCAGGGUGGGACAGUAGUGAUGGUGACUCAGUUUGUGACACCAGUGACAUCACAGCAUUGACAGGUGUGCUGCAAGCGGCAGGGUGGGACAGUAGUGAUGGUGUCUCGGUUUGCGACACCGAUGACGUCACAGCAUUGACAGGCGUGCUGCAGGUGGCAGGGUGGGACAGUAGUGAUGGUGUCUCGGUUUGCGACACCGGUGACGUCACAGCAGUGACAGGCGUGCUGCAGGCGGCAGGGUGGGACAGUAGUGAUGGUGUCUCGGUUUGCGACACCGGUGACGUCACAGCAUUGACAGGCGUGCUGCAGGUGGCAGGUUGGGACAGUAGUGAUGGUGACUCGGUUUGUGACCCCGGUGACGUCACAGCAUUGACAGGCGUGCUGCAGCCGGCAGGGUGGGACAGUGACAUCUUUCUGUCUGUCUGGGUUUAA
Pelobates cultripes (western spadefoot toad) is the source of this 600-nucleotide messenger RNA. The record is from the annotation of a GenBank genome assembly. NCBI's taxonomy places the organism in Eukaryota, Metazoa, Chordata, Amphibia, Anura, Pelobatidae.